AGUCCGCUCCGGGAAUCAACCCGCAGCAGCGAGUCGUGUGGUGUUCCAAGAUUCAUUUUUUACUAACCAACUUUUAGCGGGGCGUACCAGCGACGCGGUCGAGCUCGCAGAUCGAGGUGAUAUUUUACUUGUAAUUGUGUAUACGUUUGUGAAGUAUUCUGGCGUCCCACGUCUGAUACGCCGGCUCGUCUCGUCGCGGAGAUCAACAUGAAAGCCCUCAGGCCGUUUCUCCCUUCCCGGAUACUAUUGCUCCACUCGCUGAUCUAUGCGCUGAGCCUCUCCAGUGUUCUGACUCCAGCCGUGUGUCAUGAUGGUGGGAUUCUGGCCACGCUGACCCAAACGAUUCAUCAUCUAUUCGAAAGACCAGUUAUAAAUAUCGGAGUGCAACCACUGAAUUACGGGCAUGGUAUCAAGCUCGGAGUCGAUGCAGUCAUAAAAACCAGGAAACACCCCAAGAAAACCACUCAUCACCACCACCAUCACUACGAUGAGGAAGAAGAGGUGAUUGAGGAACACGUCAUAGAUCACCAUCGAACAGGGGAAGCGAAACAGAGUAGUAGACCUCGGCCGCGUAUUUCGUUCGAAUUGGGCCGACCCCGUUCUGGUGGGGGUCUGACGGUCUCCAGCGCACCAAAGCUAACGAAACGCAAGAAGUUUGUACCGAAAGAUAUGGAUGACGAUAAUGAGGAUGGGAAAUCGUACAGAAAGAAGACAUCAGAUGAGCUGUCGAAAGGUCUCGAGAAGGAUCGGCAUGAGCCGUACAUAAGGGCUUCAUCGAAUCGAGCUUACAAGCCAAGAAACUUGGAGAAGUCUGACGUCGCUGACGAAGAGCCACCUGCCGCGGCAUCUGGACCAAUGGCAGAGUACGAGCGAAGGAGCUUCCAUUCAGCCGGGUCGAUGGGCAAUGACGACGCGUAGAGUCAAGGAUUCUUGAGGAGCAUCGCCCAUACAUGCAUCACGGUUGUUUGUAUAAAUGUAUAUAUUUGUUCCGUAAGCUAAUAAAUCUGAGGUAGCG
Molecule: messenger RNA, 1015 nt
Organism: Galendromus occidentalis (western predatory mite)
Lineage: Eukaryota; Metazoa; Arthropoda; Arachnida; Mesostigmata; Phytoseiidae
Exons: 7
Coding region: 208-918 (236 amino acids)
Source: RefSeq, a predicted model, not a curated record